Messenger RNA from Manihot esculenta (cassava), 1356 nucleotides. RefSeq names its product embryonic protein DC-8. The coding region runs from base 349 to 1140 and encodes 263 amino acids. The record is from RefSeq and is a predicted model, not a curated record. Lineage: Eukaryota; Viridiplantae; Streptophyta; Magnoliopsida; Malpighiales; Euphorbiaceae. The transcript is spliced from 2 exons.
GGAUUAAUCUCAUUUAUGAAGUGUUGCAUUUUUAUGGAGUUUGUAAUAAAUUCCUAUGUCCAUAUUGUUAAAAUUAAAUUUAUUUAUUUUAAAUUAAAUUAUUUAGGGCUGUUAGACUCGACUGAUUCCCAUAUAUUUAAACAAAAGAAAAUGGUGUAGUGAGCAUGUGUUGAUUAGCCAAAUCGCCAACCGACGAAGUUAAACGGUAGGAAUUAGGCUACACGUGGCAUCACUUAGUCUACGUGUUACUUUUAUAAGUUGCCAUAGUUAGCUCUUGAAUCAUUUAUAACCUGCAAGACCGGCGAUGGAUGAGAUGCCAGGAAGAGAAACAACACAAAAACUGAAGAAAUGACAGCUAUUUUCAUGACCAAAGUCACCAUGUUUAAUCUCUCAAAAACCUUCCGUCACCCUCCUUCUAUCUUUCUUCGAUCUACCGGAAAAGUUUCUCGGGUCUGCUUCACUUCUGCUUCCAAAUAUAAUGAGGGAAGAAAUGCAGCGGAGGAGAACAGUGGCAGAGCGUCGGAUUACACUGAUAUAGCCAAAGAAACUACCAAGGAAGGCGUUGAGAGAGCCAGGGAAGGGGCUGAGCAGGCAAGAGAACAGUCCGAGGAAGUGAAAGAGAAGGCUAAAGAACUAGCAGGGGAAAUGAAAGAAAAGGCCAAAGGAUACGCACACGAGACCAAGGAAAGCGCCAAAGGCGCUUCUCAAUCAGCGGCGGAGAAGACCAAGGAAGGCGCUCAUAAAGCAGCAGAGAACGCAGAGAAAACGAAAGAGAAAGCAAAAGAUUAUGCAUAUGACGCCAAGGAGAAGACGAAAGAAGGGACAGAGAGAGUGGCGGAGUCUGCACAUGAUGUGAAAGAGAAGGUCAAAGAUUACUCAGAAACAGCAGCUGACAAGGCAAGAGAUGGGACAAUUAAGGUGGUGGAAACGGUGGGUAGUGUAGGAGAGAAGGCGAAGCAGACGGUGAAGGGAGCAUGGGACGCAGCGAAGGGAACUACACAGAAGAUAAAGGAAACUGUGGUGGGGAAAGAUCACGACAGUGAUGAUGAUGAUAAACGGGAGAAGACGAUGGAUGAGGAUGUGGUGGACUUGAGGCGGCGUGAGGGUGGAGGCGAGAGCAAUAAAGAUGCGAAAAAGUGAGAAGAAGAUUACUAAGUAUAAAAAGUUUGUGUCUGGUCCUUUUGUGGAGUUCGUUUAUUAAGAAUGAAAAAUAAAAGAACAUGUCUGGUAAAUGAUAAUUGGGUUUUAACUAAGUUGUAAGAGAUGCAUCUUUCUUUAUGUUAUUGAUAAUCAAGGACACCUUUGAGCAUAUCAUAUUAAACAAGCUACAUACGUGCGAAGUUGAAACUAAUAUUG